Chionomys nivalis (European snow vole) is the source of this 5289-nucleotide messenger RNA. It is a transcript of the gene Scn11a, whose product is annotated as sodium voltage-gated channel alpha subunit 11. The transcript is spliced from 26 exons. The record is from RefSeq and is a predicted model, not a curated record. Gene Ontology annotation, molecular function: voltage-gated sodium channel activity. NCBI's taxonomy places the organism in Eukaryota, Metazoa, Chordata, Mammalia, Rodentia, Cricetidae. Gene Ontology annotation, cellular component: voltage-gated sodium channel complex; axon; plasma membrane. Gene Ontology annotation, biological process: neuronal action potential; sodium ion transmembrane transport; membrane depolarization during action potential. The coding region runs from base 1 to 5289 and encodes 1762 amino acids.
AUGGAGGACAGGUACUACCCGGUGAUCUUCCCAGAUGAGAGGAAUUUCCGCCCCUUCACCUCUGACUCCCUGGCUGCCAUAGAGAAGCGUAUCGCCAUCAAGAAGGAGAAGAAGAAGAGCAAAGACACGACAGCGGCCGAGCCCCAGCCUCGGCCUCAGCUUGACCUCAAGGCCUCCAGGAAGCUACCUAAGCUUUAUGGCGACAUUCCUCAUGAUCUGAUCGCAAAGCCCCUGGAAGACCUGGACCCGUUCUACAGAGAUCAUAAGACAUUCAUGGUAUUGAACAAGAAGAGGACGAUAUAUCGCUUCAGUGCCAAGCGGGCGUUGUUCAUUUUGGGGCCUUUCAACCCUGUCAGAAGUUUAGUGAUUCGGAUUUCUGUCCAUUCGCUCUUCAGUGUGUUUAUCAUCUGCACGGUGGUCGUCAACUGUAUGUUCAUGGCCAAUUUUGGGGACAGAAUUUCAGACAUGGAAAUUUCUGAAUACAUCUUCACUGGGAUUUACAUUUUAGAGGCUGUGAUUAAAAUAUUGGCAAGAGGCUUUAUCCUGGAUGAGUUUUCCUUCCUCCGAGACCCAUGGAACUGGCUGGAUUUCAUUGUCAUUGGAACAGCGAUCGCAACUUGUUUUCCAGGUACCAAAGUCAAUCUAUCGGCUCUCCGUACCUUCCGAGUGUUCAGAGCUCUGAAAGCAAUUUCUGUCGUCUCAGGUCUGAAGGUUAUCGUCGGGGCCCUGCUGCGCUCUGUGAAGAAGCUGGUGGAUGUCAUGAUCCUCACGCUCUUCUGCCUCAGCAUCUUUGCCCUGGUUGGGCAGCAGCUCUUCAUGGGGAUUCUGAACCAGAAAUGUGUCAAGACCAACUGUGGCCCUAACCCUACGUCCAACAAGGACUGCUUUGUAAAGGAAAACAAUAGUGACAACUUCGUCAUGUGUGGCACCUGGUUCGGCAGUAGCUCCUGUCCCAGUGAUUCUACAUGCAACAAAACCUCAUUUAACCCAGACUAUAACUACACCAACUUUGACAACUUCGGCUGGUCUUUUCUCGCCAUGUUCCGGGUCAUGACUCAGGACUCCUGGGAGAAGCUGUACCGACAGAUCCUUCGGACCUCUGGCAUCUACUUCGUCUUCUUCUUUGUGGUGGUCAUCUUCCUGGGUUCUUUCUACCUGCUCAACUUAACGCUGGCCGUUGUCACCAUGGCGUAUGAAGAGCAGAACAGGAACGUGGCUGCAGAGACAGAGGCCAAGGAAAAGAUGUUUCAAGAAGCCCAGCAGCUGUUAAGGGAGGAGAAAGAGGCUCUGGUUGCCAUGGGGAUUGACAGAAGUUCGCUUAAUUCCCUUCAAGCAUCGUCCUUUUCCCCAAAGAAGAAAAAAUUUUUUAGUAGUAAGACAAGAAAGUCCUUCUUUAUGAGAAGGUCUAAGAGGGACCGGGCCUCGGCGUCAGAGUCCGAGGAUGAUUCCGCUAAAAACCCACAACUCCUUGAGCAAACCAAACGACUGUCCCAGAAUUUGCCCCUGGACCUCUUUGAUGAGCACAUAGACCCCUUCCACCGGCAGAGGGCGCUGAGUGCCGUCAGCAUCUUGACCAUCACCAUGCAAGAACAAGAAAAAUCCCAGGAGCCUUGUCUCCCAUGUGGGAAAAACUUGGCAUCCAAGUACCUAGUGUGGGACUGUAGCCCUCAGUGGCUGUGCAUCAAGAAGGUCCUGCGGACCGUGAUGACGGACCCCUUCACUGAGCUUGCUAUCACCAUCUGCAUCAUUGUCAAUACCGUCUUCCUGGCCAUGGAGCAUCACGACAUGGACGACACGUUUAUAAAUCUACUAAAAAUAGGAAACUGGGUUUUCACUGGAAUUUUCGUAGCGGAAAUGUGUCUAAAGAUCAUCGCGCUGGACCCGUACCACUAUUUCCGCCAUGGCUGGAACGUCUUCGACAGCAUCGUCGCCCUUCUGAGUCUCGCUGACGUCCUUUACACCAACCUGUCCGAUAAGAACAGCCGCUCGAAUCGCUCCUUCUUGGCUUCCUUCAGGGUGCUGAGGGUCUUCAAGUUGGCCAAAUCCUGGCCCACUUUAAACACUCUCAUUAAGAUCAUUGGCCACUCCGUGGGUGCGCUCGGAAACCUGACCGUGGUCCUGACCAUUGUGGUCUUCAUUUUCUCCGUGGUUGGCAUGCAGCUUUUCGGCACCAAGUUCAACAAGACCGUCUCUACCGGCCAGGAGCGGCGUUGGCACAUGGGCGAUUUCUAUCACUCCUUCCUGGUGGUGUUCCGCAUCCUCUGCGGGGAGUGGAUCGAGAACAUGUGGGAAUGCAUGCAGGGUAUGGACGGCUCUCCGCUGUGCAUCAUUGUCUUCGUGCUGAUCAUGGUGGUGGGAAAGCUCGUGGUGCUUAACCUCUUCAUUGCCUUGCUGCUCAAUUCCUUCAGCAAUGAGGAGAGGGACGGGCACCCCGAAGGAGAGACCAGGAAAACCAAAGUGCAGCUGGCUCUGGAGAGGUUCCGCCGGGCCUUUUCCUUUGUGGGGCACGCUCUUCAGAAUUUCUGUUGUAAGAGAUGUCGGAGGCAAACCUCACCGAAGCCAAAAGAGAUCCCAGGGAGUUUUGAUAGUGAGAGUAAAGACAGUAUUCCCUUGGAUACAAAGCCCUGGAAGGAAUUUGAUGCACAAAUGACUUUGGACUCUGGGCAUGGCAGGCCUCGCUUGGCCCCACUUGCAGAGGAAGAGGAUGACUUUGAAUGUUUUGAUGAAUUCAGAGCCUCACGCAUCUCCCAAGCUGGUGCUGAAGUUCAGAUCUGUGACGUCCCUCUGGAGACCAAGCAGCCCACCAGCCCAGAUGACCAAGGUGUGGACACUGAAGUGUUCUCUGAAGAAGAUCUGCAUCUAGCCAUACAGAGUGCUCGGAAGAAGUCUGACGCGGCAAGCGUGCUCUCAGAAUGCAGCACCAUUGAUCUGAAUAGCUUCAUAAAUUUCCGAAACACGGAUACCCCAAAAAAGCAACCGGAUAGAUGCUUACCCAAAAGCCUCGGCUGCCAUUUUCUAUGUCACAAGAGAAACAAGAGGAAGCCUUGCUGGGUUGUGUGGUGGAAUCUUCGGAAAACCUGCUACCAGAUCGUGAAGCACAGUUGGUUUGAGAGCUUUAUCAUCUUCGUCAUCCUGCUGAGCAGCGGUGCUCUGAUAUUUGAAGACAUCAACAUCUCUACACGGCCCCAUAUCUGGCGAUUGCUAAGGUGUACAGAUAAUAUUUUCACAUUUAUUUUUAUCCUGGAGAUGAUUCUAAAGUGGGUGGCCUUUGGAUUCCGGAGGUAUUUCACCAGUGCCUGGUGCUGGCUCGAUUUCCUCAUUGUAAUCGUGUCUGUGGUCAGUCUCACGAACUCACCAAGCCUGAAGUCCUUCCGGACUCUGCGGGCCCUGAGGCCCCUGCGGGCACUGUCUCAGUUCGAAGGAAUGAAGGUUGUGGUCAACGCCCUCAUCAGCGCCAUACCCGCCAUUCUCAACGUCCUACUGGUCUGCCUCAUUUUCUGGCUCAUAUUUUGCAUCCUGGGAGUAAAUUUUUUUUCUGGGAGGUUUGGAAGGUGCAUUAACGGGACAGACAUCAAUAAAUAUUUCAGUCAUACUGAAAUUCAAAACCGAAGCCAGUGUAGAGAUAGCAAUUUCUCGUGGGAGGUCCCGAAAGUCAACUUCGACAACGUGGGGAAUGCCUACCUCGCUCUGCUGCAGGUGGCAACGUAUAAGGGCUGGCUGGACAUUAUGAACGCUGCUGUGGACUCCAGAGGGAAAGAUGAGCAGCCGGGCUUUGAGGCGAACAGCUUUGCAUAUCUUUACUUCGUGGUUUUUAUCAUCUUUGGCUCCUUCUUCACCCUGAACCUCUUUAUCGGCGUUAUUAUCGACAACUUCAAUCAGCAGCAGAAAAAGAUAAGUGGCCAAGACAUUUUUAUGACAGAAGAACAGAAGAAAUACUAUAACGCAAUGAAAAAGUUAGGAACCAAAAAACCUCAAAAACCCAUCCCAAGACCACUGAACAAAUGUCAAGCCUUUGUGUUCGACCUGGUCACAAGCCAGGUCUUUGACAUCAUCAUUCUGGGUCUUAUUGUCCUAAAUAUGAUUAUCAUGAUGGCUGAAUCUGAAGGCCAGGACCAGCAAGUGAAGAAAAUCUUUGAUAUUCUCAACAUAGCCUUUGUGGCCAUCUUUACCGUAGAGUGUCUCAUCAAAAUCUUUGCUUUGAGGCAAUACUACUUCACCAAUGGCUGGAAUUUAUUUGAUUGUGUGGUCGUGGUUCUUUCUAUCAUUAGUACCCUGGUUUCUGGCUUGGAGAACAGCGACAUUCCUUUCCCACCCACACUCUUCAGAAUCGUCCGCUUGGCGCGGAUUGGCCGAAUCCUCCGACUGGUUCGGGCGGCGCGCGGCAUCAGGACGCUCCUCUUUGCUCUGAUGAUGUCUCUCCCCUCUCUCUUCAACAUCGGCCUGCUGCUCUUUCUGGUCAUGUUCAUUUACGCCAUCUUCGGGAUGAACUGUUUCUCCAAAGUGGAGAAGGGCUCCGGGAUCGAUGACAUCUUCAACUUUGAAACGUUUUCGGGCAGCAUGCUCUGUCUCUUCCAGGUGACCACUUCUGCCGGCUGGGAUGCUCUCCUCAGCCCAAUGAUGGUUUCAAAAGGCUCCAACUCCUCCCAAGACUGCCAGCAGCCACGGAUAGCCAUAAUCUAUUUUGUCAGUUACAUCAUCAUCUCCUUCCUCAUCGUGGUCAACAUGUACAUCGCCGUGAUCCUGGAGAACUUCAAUACGGCCACGGAGGAAAGCGAGGACCCUCUGGGUGAAGAUGACUUUGAUAUCUUCUAUGAGAUCUGGGAGAAGUUUGACCCUGAAGCAACCCAGUUCAUCCAGUACUCGGCUCUCUCUGACUUUGCAGACGCCCUGCCGGAGCCGUUGAGGGUGGCCAAGCCUAACAAGUUUCAGUUUCUAGUGAUGGACUUGCCCAUGGUGACGGGCGAUCGGCUCCACUGCAUGGACGUUCUCUUUGCCUUCACCACUCGGGUGCUCGGGAACUCCAGUGGCUUAGAUACCAUGAAAGCAAUGAUGGAGGAGAAGUUUAUGGAAGCCAAUCCUUUCAGAAAGUUGUAUGAGCCCAUCGUCACCACCACCAAGAGGAAGGAGGAGGAGCUGUGUGCUGCCGUCAUCCAAAGGGCUUACCGAAAACACAUGCAGAAGGUGGUCAGGUUGAAGCUGCAAGACAGGUCAAGCCCAUCCCACCAAAAAUUGUGCAACGGAGACUUGUCUAGCUUGGAUAUGGCCAAGGUCAAGGUUCACUAUGACUGA